Williopsis jadinii is the source of this 747-nucleotide messenger RNA. RefSeq lists its product as uncharacterized. Lineage: Eukaryota; Fungi; Ascomycota; Saccharomycetes; Phaffomycetales; Wickerhamomycetaceae. The coding region runs from base 1 to 747 and encodes 248 amino acids. The transcript is spliced from 3 exons. The record is from RefSeq and is a predicted model, not a curated record.
AUGGACUUGGAACUCAUAGAUGAUAUAGCAGGAUCCGACAUGUUUCCCUUUUUCCACAUGAGUAAGCGUGAUGAGAACAACAACGCGUAUUUGUGGGGAUGGGCCCACGAAGAAGGUGUUGUUGAUACUGACAUGCUUACCAAAAGCUCACUUGGUGAAUCAACUAAGAAAGUUAUCAACAGUUGUGACAUGAUGUUCAUCCGCUCGUCUAUUGCAUUCACCAUGUACUCUGUCGUGUUCAUGGCGGUAAGCUCGAUGGCAACGCUGUUCAUUGUACCUUUACUCCUCGUCUCAACCGUCGCCUCUGCGCUCGUAGUGUUCUUCAACGGCGUGAGCUAUGCAUCGUUCAAGUUGGCGGCGGCCAAGUACAGCCGCUCUGUGCUGUUUUUGAACAGACUACUUCGUAGAAUCGCCGAUAACAUCCCACCAUCGGUUGGAGUCGUUGAAGUACAAGCAGAGAAUGGAGACUCUAACGUUAGGAGACGACUGUCCUGUGUAUGGACAAAGUUGAUGAGAUCCACUGGUGUGGGUGCAGCAGAGGAGCGUCACGUUACAGAAGUUGGUGAGCACAUGCCUGUUCCUGAUACUGAGCCAAAUAUCUUGGGGCCAGAUGCACCAGUCAUCUACGAUGAAGAUCCGCUCACUGGAAGUAUCGUGACGGGAAUCGAUGCUGAACAAAAGGGUACUGAAGCUGUCCUACAACAUGUUGUUGACCCAUUGAAUAAUGGAAACGAACACAGCUUAUAA